This is a messenger RNA of Mesorhabditis belari, 1647 nucleotides long. The record is from the annotation of a GenBank genome assembly. Lineage: Eukaryota; Metazoa; Nematoda; Chromadorea; Rhabditida; Rhabditidae.
AUGGGCGGUGGACAAACGCAACGACCGCCAAUGGGAAAUGUGAUGGCGGGAGGAGGAGCGGUGAAUUACCCGCCGCCGAUCGCCAACAACCUUGCCAACAAUCUUGCCAACAAUCUUGCGAACAAUUUUACAGCUCCGCAGUUCAACAUGGCCAUGAUGCAACAGCCUCCACCCUCCACAUUCCUUCAAACUCGUCCACCGACCAUCCAACAAAUGCCAAUGCAACAAAUGCAAAAUUUGAUGCCAUCAAUGCAACAAAUGCCACAAAUGCCACAAAUGCAACAAAUGCAACAAAUGCCCCCAACAAGCCGCAUUCCACCAAUGCAAUCAAUGCAAACGAUUCAAACAACUGUCUCCAUGGCUCCACCCAUUCGAAGUCUUCUAUCCACAAACAUUUCAGCGCCUCCGCAAAACUUUCAACAGACAAGACCUCUUUUCAACCCGGCCACAAAACCACCGCCAACAACAAGCGUUACACCGGCUCCAAUUCGACAAACAGCAGAAAAACACGAUACUGAACCCGAGGAUCCGUUUGCGAAUAGUGAAUACGCUGUGUACGAAACGCCAUCGGAUGGUUCAGAUGAGGAGAAACCCAGGAAAAGCGGAGACUCGAGGAAAAGGAGAAGAUCUCGAUCUCGUGAUCGCGAUAGAAGAGAUCGAAAGCACAGAAGAAGGAGAAGCCGCACUCGUUCUCCAACUCGAACCUCAUCGAGUACUGGGAAAGUUUACAUCAAUCCGGCGAUCAACAAAAUGGGACUCACCACAUCUGUGUCAGCUUUACUCGAACAAUCGAAUCAACAAGAAGAACGACUUCGAAAAUUGACUGAGGAGUUGAACACGGCUAACACAAGGCUUCGGGGAAUGGAAGCUGAACUUGGAAAUGUUCAUGACGAGAAGAUGAAGUUGAAAAACGAUUUGAAUAAAGCUUCACAGCUAGCCACUCGGAAAACGACUGAAGUCGAGAAUAUUAGAAAGGCAGAAGCUGGAACAAAAUCACAACUGGAUGCCCUACGAAAUAAAGUAACCGCAACGGAGCGAGAACGCGAAGCGGCAAAACAAAAAGCAAAGGAUUCCGAUGAGAAAGUCGAAGCUGCUCAAUCGGAAUUGGAGUUUUUGCGGGGUCGAAAUGAGAUUUUGCUCAAAAAGUGUGAGGAGUUGAUCGACAAGAAUCGGGGAAUAAUCGAAGAGAAAGAUGAGGCGCUGAGGAAAAUGGAGAGCAUUAAACGAGAAGCCGAGAUCAACGAGCACGAGUUGAGAUUGAGUCGGGAGCAGCUCAAACGCUACGAAAGCGAUGUCCAAUCGUCGCGGAGUCGGGAAAUUCUUUGGAGGAGAGAUCGCGAAGAAAUGGAGAAGAAACUAGCGGCAAAGGAACGAUUAAUGGUAAAUGAACGCGCUCGACUAGAGAAAGAGUUGAAACGCGAAAAGGAGACACGACUACGAUUGGAGAAAGUGAUCAAAGAGAAGCACCCAGAAGCUGAUGCGAUCACAGGAAUUGAGCUUCUCAAUCGAACGCUGAACUCAGUGAAAGAGGAAUUUGACGAGCAAAUGCGAGCCCUUCAUCAAGCAGUUACCCCAUUGCAGGAGUCAUUACAGAAACAAGUCAUCAUUCGACACAGCGAGCGCCGAGCCUUUUCCGAGCCGCCCGUU